AGCAAACACUGAUUAUUGAACUACAUUAAUAGAAACAUUAAUGAAGCAGAUUUACCGGAUACCAUCAGACCCAUCGUUGUGCAUCGUUUUAUCAACCUGCUUCCUCAUCCAGUUUCCGUCAUCGGCGAGGAAGAUGGCUAUGGGCUUGGCGCGCAAACGUACGACAUCCGCAUCGUACGAUAUCGUAGGCUGGCUGGAGUAUGCGGUCAGUAUGCGCUCGGUCUGGCUGGAGCGCGGAUCGCGGCCGAAGGCGAGGUGCGAGGCCCCUCUAGUCCGCGAUGGAGCUGCGCGAGGUGAACCGCGCGUACGGGACUGCGGAGGAGACGACGGAGCUCCUGCCGCAGCGCGAUAACGCCGAGUACGAGAGCUACUUCAUCGAGUACGCGAUGCAGAAGGAGAUGAUCAAUCGCAACCGAUGCCCCGCAAGCCGACGAUUGCUCAGCCAGGCAGCGCACUUGGACGGUUUCUCCAACAGCAAUCACCUCAAGGAUUCACCAUGUGCCGGAAUCAGCAUGAUCCAUACCUCGAGCGAAAACUGGCCGCCCUCCAGGAAGCGCGAGGAGGCGACGGCCUUGGAGAAUCUCAGGAAGAGAGUAGAACAAAGUAAAUUAUACAAGGCGGACCGAAUCGUCGAUCCGAUUGUACCCACCUCAUCCUCGCUAAAUUAUGAACAGACUCAACAGCUGGACAAUCGGCCGAAACUUCUGAAGAAGAUACUCAGCAACCGACCGAUGAGUAUCACGCACGAUAGGAGCGAUUUAGAAACCGAUUGGCGUGACAGCGAAUUUAUCACCGAGUGCCUUUGCUGGCAUAACGUUUAUCGGCAACGACACAACGCACCUCCGUUAACUAUGUCGCCGCAGUUGUGCGAGUACGCUCAGUCGUGGGCCAAUCACCUGGCGCACACGAACACAUUCUACUACAAAAACGAUCGCAACGUGGGUCACAAUCUUUACUGUCGCCCCGGUGGGGGCGUACCUGGCGAUGUGACAGGACAGGAGGUCGCGUCCUACUGGUACUCGGCCGUGAGGCAGUACGACUUUCUCAAGGAGCCGGAUGUCCUUCACGCCAAUGUGAACGCAGGCCACUUUACCCAGCUGAUAUGGGCGAGCAGCCGCUACUUCGGGGUCGGCAAGGCGCACAGCAGGAGCGGCAAGAUAAUCGUGGUGGCCAACUACGAGCCAGUCGGCAACGUGUCCGGCCAGUUCCAGAACAACGUGCUACCACCGUUGCCGGAGAACGUGAACGUCAUGAUGUCGCCGCACGCGGUGCCGCGGAUACCACGGGGUCACUACGAGCUGCUUAGGUCGACGGCGCCGCCACCGUUGUCGGACACCGUGUCCACCGGCAGCGACACCAUGUCCGUCAGCUCCGGGCAAUAAUACCACGGCCGUGCGAAAUGCCUUCUCUGUAUCUGUACGCGAUGGACCGGACGCUGAAGGAAGGAGGCGUGCGACCUGUCGCGUGCUGUGAGUCAAAGACUUUCGGGCACGCGAGACGCGAUGACCGAUACGUCUAUCGUGAUCGAGUUCAAGGUCGCACGACUUACAAAUUGCUCCCUAACGAGGGCAGGGACUAUCUCGACUCGAGAUAUAUUUCUUUGGAAGAUUCUAAAAGAUUAUCUCGCUUGUUUUAAUCUCUUGGGCGAUAAACAUGCGAAAAUGAGAGAAAUGAUGCUUGAAUAAAUAUUAAUGAGGUCAGAAUAAAUGUGAGACACACGUGCGACCAGAUGCAUAAUUCACUUGGCAACGCAUAUAAUUAUUUUCCUGAUUGUACAGUUGGGAUAAUUGCAGUGAAAAUAAGCCGAGUAUAAAAUACUAGGCGUUAAAAAAGUCUGGACACGGUCAAAUAUCUCGAUAAAAAAGAGUUUUACUAGAAAGUGUCUCAGACAAAAAUUGUAUGGCUUUGAG
Camponotus floridanus (Florida carpenter ant) is the source of this 1910-nucleotide messenger RNA. Its product is annotated as repressed by EFG1 protein 1. The transcript has 5 exons. The record is from RefSeq and is a predicted model, not a curated record. The coding region runs from base 279 to 1382 and encodes 367 amino acids. Lineage: Eukaryota; Metazoa; Arthropoda; Insecta; Hymenoptera; Formicidae. Gene Ontology annotation, cellular component: extracellular region.